CAUCUUUGGACAAACUCAUAUGGUUCUGUCUCUCUGACUUUUUAUUCCUAUUAAUAAUUUGAUUAUUAAAAAAUUCAGCAAAGUAAAACAAUUUCUAUUGUUUUUAUCUUUUUCUUUCAAUGUUUGGCAAUAAAAAAUGCAGCGUUUUACUGGAUAGAAACUCUCCGUGUCACUUUCUCGAAAUUUUUUGGUUUUUGAGUUACUUAAACUUGUUAAUAUAGAAACUCCAUAAAUUAUAGGCGAGCAUAAGGAGAAGGGUAUCUCUUCAUUGUUCUAACUAUGGAAAGUGUUGUUUAAACUUUCCAUUUCCAGAUUCUUUUCAAUUAUUGUAAAUGAUUUUUAUGAAAAUAAUAAUAAUAAAAAAAAAAGAAUUCUUGGCGUACUCUUUUCAUUUCUUAGAGAUCAUCACCAUCAUCAUCAUCAUCAGAUCAGUUGGAAACUGAAUUUCAGGAUUUGACAUGGUUUUGCCUUGUGCUUGUAAGCUCUUUCUUGCUGUUUCUCUAGUCUUCUGGUAGCAACUGGAAGUGCUAUUCCCUGUAUGUUGCUAAGACUUCCUUUAAAAUCAAUAAAUCAAGAAAAUAAUAGCCAUGGUUUGAUUUAUUGUCAUGCUCAAUGUAUUAUCUUCCAUUUUUCCGUUAGAAUCUUGCUGACCAAAUUUCUAAAUGGUGUGACUUUUAAUCCAAGGAAAGGUAUCAAAAUUUUAAUUUUGGGUGUUUGAUUUUGAUUUGAUAUAUACGGAUAGUUAUACAGAUGGUUUAUGGCUAUUUGAUAUAAUUUCCUGCUUCAACUCGUACUGACAAUAUGGAAAACUAGAUAUUUUUCUAUGGUGGUCUGAAAGGAGCCCAUUAUGAAGACUUAAAGAAAUUGGUCACAUGUUUUGGCCAGCUCUUUUGGCCUAAAAAGGGGGAGGAUUGUCUUUAUAGCUGCUUCAUGUUCAAGUUGAGUUAUCUUUUAUGCCAUCGGUCACAUUAUUCCUGGUUCAAGAAGCCAUUAAAGGGCCUUUUCUUCUCUUGUGGCUUUGAGCUCUUGCGACUUGCCUAGUCAACUUUAGUUGAAUCACGACCUGAUAUAUGUAAAGUGUUUGCUUUCAGCCGGCCAUGUUUUAAACAUCUUUGCCUUUCUCUCUUGUCCAGUUACAGAUCAAAUCUAACAACUGAAACGUCGGCAACAACAUUGGAAGAAAAGCUAUGGGGUUUGGUAAUUCAAGAUCUGUAAGAUUUCAAGAUGAUCUUAAAUUAGCAAAGCUCCCCACAAUUAAUGGAGAAGGUAUGAUAAAGCUGAAAUACAAUAUUGAUGGAACGCAAAUAUCAGAGUCUAGCACCAAAAGGGCUGAGAAGGAGUUACCUAGUAGUGGGACAGGAAAAUCCUUAAAAACUAAAGUACUGUACAGAGUUUUCUCAGAAGACUUUGAGAGAGUAAAGAAGAAGAUUUUGGAUCCUCGAGGACCAAUUAUUCGCCGAUGGAACAAGAUUUUUCUAGUAGCAUGCUUAGUUUCAUUGUUUGUGGAUCCUCUGUUCUUUUUUUUGCCAGUAGUUUGGGAUGAAGUCUGCAUUGAUAUUGGAAUACCACUUGAAGUUGUCCUCACUAUGGUUAGAUCAUUGGCUGAUGCCUUCUAUAUAAUUCAGAUAUUCAUUCGAUUUCGGACAGCUUACAUUGCUCCUCCUUCUCGUGUAUUUGGAAGAGGAGAGCUUGUUAUAGAUUCCAGGAAGAUUGCUUCCAGGUACCUUCAGAAGAGUUUCUGGAUUGAUUUAAUUGCUGCCCUCCCCCUGCCUCAGGUUUUGAUUUGGAUCAUCAUUCCCAAUCUUAAAGGUUCAACAAUGACAAACACCAAAAACGUGCUUCGGUUCAUAAUUAUUUUUCAGUACCUUCCGAGACUUUUUCUUAUAUUUCCACUCUCAUCACAAAUUGUCGAGGCCACCGGUGUUGUGACAGAAACAGCAUGGGCAGGCGCUGCUUAUAACCUGAUGCUCUACAUGCUGGCAAGCCAUGUUUUAGGAGCUUGCUGGUACCUUCUUGCAAUAGAGCGACAAGAAGCUUGCUGGAGGACUGCCUGUGAUCUUGAAGAUUCAUCUUGUCAGUAUAAAUAUUUUGAUUGCCACAGCGUUAAAGACCCUGGCAGGGGUAACUGGUUGAGGUCCAGCAAUAUUACAAACCUAUGCAGUCCAAGUUCCAGCUUUUAUGAGUUUGGUAUAUAUGGUGAUGCAUUGACAUUUGGUGUCACAACCUCACCAUUCUUCAACAAGUACUUUUAUUGCCUUUGGUGGGGUUUAAGGAACUUGAGUUCUUUGGGACAAAAUCUUAGCACAAGCACUUAUGUUGGAGAAAUAAUUUUUGCCAUCAUUAUUGCAACUGUUGGGCUGGUUCUCUUUGCACUGCUGAUUGGGAAUAUGCAAACAUACCUGCAAUCAACAACUGUUAGGUUGGAAGAAUGGAGAAUCAAGAGAACUGAUACAGAACAAUGGAUGCGUCACAGGCAGCUUCCCCCUGAAUUAAGGCAAUCUGUCAGAAGAUAUGAUCAGUAUAAGUGGGUAGCUACAAGAGGAGUUGAUGAAGAAGCUCUACUUAAAGGCCUUCCCUUGGAUCUCCGGAGAGACAUCAAACGCCACCUCUGUCUGGAUCUUGUUCGACGAGUACCGCUGUUUGAUCAAAUGGAUGAAAGGAUGCUAGAUGCAAUCUGUGAGAGACUUAAACCUGCCUUGUGCACAGAAGGAACAUUCCUGGUCCGUGAAGGUGAUCCUGUCAAUGAGAUGCUCUUCAUAAUUCGAGGCCACCUAGAUUCUCACACUACCAAUGGUGGCCGCACUGGAUUCUUCAAUUCAUGCCGGAUUGGCCCUGGCGACUUCUGCGGUGAGGAACUACUGACAUGGGCCUUGGAUCCUCGGCCUAGUGUCAUUCUCCCAUCUUCAACUCGCACAGUCAAAGCAAUAUCAGAAGUAGAAGCCUUCGCUCUUAGAGCAGAAGACCUCAAGUUUGUGGCAUCACAGUUUAGAAGACUACAUAGUAAACAACUAAGACACAAAUUUCGAUUCUACUCACACCAGUGGAGAACAUGGGCUGCCUGCUUCAUACAAGCAGCAUGGCGUCGGUUUAAGAAACGAAAGGAAGCAGCUGAACUUAGAGCUAAGGAGAACCUCAUGGCUGCUGAACCUGAACCUGAGCCUGAACCAACCCCACCUGGUUCAGGCGUGGCUACGUACGCAGCCAGGCUAGCAACAAGCACUAGGAGAGGAGUUAAUAUGCAUUCUGGAUCCGGUUCUGGGGUUGUCAGCUCCUUGCCGAAACCAGCAGAGCCAGAUUUUUCUGUAGAUGAGGAAUGAAUUGUAACACUCUCCGAUCUAGUGCAUAGGUAUCAGUGAGCCAUGCCUGUUAACUUUCUUUGUUUCUUCACUAGGUUGUAACCAAAAAUCGAUAUUAAAAUUAUUUUUUCAA
Messenger RNA from Durio zibethinus, 3429 nucleotides. NCBI's taxonomy places the organism in Eukaryota, Viridiplantae, Streptophyta, Magnoliopsida, Malvales, Malvaceae. The record is from RefSeq and is a predicted model, not a curated record.